Penaeus indicus is the source of this 1970-nucleotide messenger RNA. Its product is annotated as alpha/beta-tubulin-N-acetyltransferase 9-like. Lineage: Eukaryota; Metazoa; Arthropoda; Malacostraca; Decapoda; Penaeidae. The coding region runs from base 187 to 789 and encodes 200 amino acids. Gene Ontology annotation, molecular function: N-acetyltransferase activity. The transcript is spliced from 2 exons. The record is from RefSeq and is a predicted model, not a curated record.
UCGUUCUCUUCAUAAUUAUCGGAGGUGAAAGCGCACACGAUUUACCGCGAACCUAAAAAAGAAAAGUGGGAAAAAGUUAAAAAGUCACCCCGUUCAGAGAGCGUAAUGUAAACACCGUCGUCGUCGUUCGCUGUUUAUUCAUUGACACUUCGCAAGUUUGGCGUCACUUUUGCAUUUUAGACAAACAUGAAGAUCAACAGCGCCAUCCGCAUAGUUGGUGAACGAGUAGUCUUAGUUCCAUACAAGAAGUUGCAUGUGGAAAAGUAUCACCAAUGGAUGUUGUCCCCAGAGCUACAGGAACUCACAGCUUCAGAGCCUCUGAGUCUGGAAGAAGAGUAUGAGAUGCAGCAGUCAUGGCUGAUUGAUGAUGAUAAGUGCACUUUCAUUGUGCUGGACAAAUGUCUUCUAGCUGAAAAGAACAGUGAAAAUGAGGCCAUGAUUGGAGACACAAACCUCUUCCUGGUGGAUCAGGAGGACAGGACUCGGGCAGAGGGAGAAAUCAUGAUUGCAGAACCACAGUUCAGAAGCCAAAGACGAGGCUGGGAGGCCAUGCUGCUCAUGUUUAGAUAUGGCAUUGAGCAGUUAGGGGUGAAGACAUAUCAGGUUAAAAUAGGCCUGAGUAAUACACCCAGUAUAAACAUGUUUCAGAAAAUGCACUUUGAGGAAGCCACAAGAUCAGAUGUCUUCCAGGAAGUUACAUUGGAGUGUUCUGUCAAUGAGAAGUGGAAGGAAUGGUUGAAAGAAAAUAUAAAACAUUAUGAAAUAGUCCCAGAUGAAAUGAGAAAUUAAUGUUAAUGGAAUUAGUCAAAAUUAUAUGGAUUGUGAAUGGAAAUUAUCAGGUUUCAGAUCCACCUAAUAAAUGGAUAUGAUGUAUUGGUAAACACAUCAAUAUUUCUUGAGUAGAACUUAAUAAGUGAACACACAAAGUUUAUAGAAUAAAGAUAUUUUCUACUUUGCUGCUUUAAAACAUUUACUUACUCCCCUCUUCUUCUUUCACUAUUUUUAAUGACUCCUGUAACACAUUAACUCAACCAACCCCCUUGUCUGUAAGAACUGGUUGUUCUACUUGUACACAUGCUGUAAAACUAUCAGAUUUUGCUGGGUCCCAACCAUGUUGGAAUCCCCGGCAAUGAACUGGCAGAUACUCAAGUACACUCUGCUGCUAUGUCCACAUCAAACCAAACACAUUUCUUGCAUAUUUUAGCCAUGGAUUAUUACCCCCACUUUAAGAUCUUGUAUAACCAAUGGCAAUCUUUCUGGUCAAGUCUCUGCGCUAAAACUAUCAAUCUCCUCCUGGUCAGUUCCAUUUUAUCAGAACAGACAUUGGGAAAUGGCUCUCACCUGCAUAUGUUCCUUAUGUCCCCUAUGUUCCUUAUGUAAUAUCCCCCUUACAAUUCCACAGAUUCUGUUGUCCUGUCCAUGCUUUGUUGCAGCCCGUAUCCCUGCUUUCCCCCUCCAUUAUUGUGAUGAUAAUUAUCACUAUUACACUCAUGCAAAGGAUAUGUUGCUCUCUUCAAUGACCUCCCCACCUAUCAGACACCCUUACAGAAUCUUACUCUUUCUGCUUUGUCAACCUGUUCUCCUUCCUCAGAUGCAUACAUAUCCUUCACUUGAUCUAAUCCCCUAACCUAACCCUAUCUUAACCCAUUGACUCAUCAGCUCCUUUACCCAUCUUUAAACUUUCAAUAUUAAUCUAGAUAUUUGAUGAAUAGCAACUAACUACUAACUCAACCACCCUUCACUACCCUUUACUGUACCUUCCUGUAGUGCUACAUGGCCUUAGAAGUCUAGCACAUUUAUUUUGCUUUAGCCAUCUACUGUGCUACAGUUGUUAACAUUCAUCUAUAUGUCUGCAAAUAAGUGCUGUGCAAUGUGCUGUCUCUAAAUCAAUGUAACUAAACCCUGGUUUAGUUCUGUUGUUUUAUAUGUAUGGAGAUAUUUUUUAAUAAAUAAUUUCUGAAAAAAAAAAU